Anopheles darlingi is the source of this 2853-nucleotide messenger RNA. RefSeq names its product toll-like receptor 7. Gene Ontology annotation, molecular function: protein binding. The transcript has a single exon. NCBI's taxonomy places the organism in Eukaryota, Metazoa, Arthropoda, Insecta, Diptera, Culicidae. Bases 1 to 2853 code for a protein of 950 amino acids. The record is from RefSeq and is a predicted model, not a curated record.
AUGCUACGGCUGCUGCAAACUCGAACCCGUAUACUGCACGAGGAUGCCUUUCAGGGUUUGGACCGCUUAUCGGCACUCAUGAUAGCGGAGAAUCCACUCGAGCGUCCACUGCCAGCGAAGCUGUUCCGUGGGAUGACCUUCCUGAAGACGCUCAAACUUAUUGAUGUUGGUCUGGAGGUGUUAUCGCCCGAGUUGCUGCAUGAUCUGACUGACCUGCGCUACUUGUACGCGAGCAAAAACCGAUUGCACACCCUUGACGAGACGGUUUUCGCACACUGUCCGCACAUCUGGACGCUCGAUUUGUCCGAUAAUGCCAUCGGUUCGCUGCCCGAGCGCGUCUUCGAUCCACUGCACGAUGUGGAAACGAUCAAGCUGGACAACAAUCUGCUGGCGGAUGUGCACGAGAAUCUGUUCGCGAAUACGGGCGAUCUGCAGGUACUGACGCUUAGCAACAAUACGCUCACCCUGCUAUCACCCAUUUUGCUCCGCAACUUGAGCCGCCUUCAGGAGCUGCACCUCCGCCAGAACCGUAUCGCCGAGUUCCAGCUACUGUACUUCCCGUCGAUCGAACCGUUCGCACUGGAUCUGCGCAACAAUGAGCUGACCAUGUUCAACCGCACUUCGCUGACGGCGCUCGAGAAUCUAAAAGCGAUUUGGUUGAACGAUAACCGGUUGACCGAGAUUGGGGCCGACACGUUCACCGAGGCGGUCAACACGACCUACAUCGAGCUGGACGAUAACUAUCUGACCGAGCUCCCGGGGGAUCUACUGGCGGGGCUAACGCACCUGCGCGUCUUCACCGCCAGCAGCAAUCAGCUGGCACGCGUCCCCGAGGAGCUAUUUCUGGAGAAUCUGAAGGUAACGGAAAUUCGGCUCCACAACAAUCUCAUCGAGGAGCUGCCGGUGCGUUUCCUGGCCGAGCUGCCCAUCCUGGAGGAGGUCUACCUAGGGCAGAACCUGCUGACGCGCCUCCCGGUGGACGCGUUCAUCGAUUGUCCCAAGCUGCGCGUCAUCAAUCUCGAGCACAACCGUCUCGUCUCGCUACCGGAUCGACUCCUGGAGCGCCAGGCCGAUAGUCUGCAAACGCUUGACCUCGAGGGUAAUCAGCUGACACGUCUUGGGUUCUUGGGUCGUCUAAGGCGCCUUACACGGCUCGAUCUCGAGGGAAACCUGCUGGAAACUUUACCGACGGGAACGUUCGCCGGAACGCCCCAUAUCGUCCAGCUGCUGCUUGGCGCCAACCACUUGACAACCAUCGCCCACGACACAUUCGCCGGACUGACGGUGCUAAAGGUGCUAAACGUGUCCAACAACGCACUGACCGCCGUCUCGCGUGACGCGUUCCUCGAGCUGACCAGCCUUAAUGAGCUGUAUCUGCACGAUAACCAGCUGGAAAGUCUUCCGAACGAACUGUUCGAUUCGCUCGCGGCACUAAAGAAGCUCACCGUGGCCAACAAUCGGCUCGCCCAGCUACAGCCGGCCUUGUUGCGCUCGAUUCCGAAGCUUCAGGCACUGGAUCUGUCGAACAACCCGCUCGAACCGGAGCUAGUGCCCGAAGACAGCUUCCUGAACAGCACCAAUCUCGAGACGCUCUCACUCAACGGUCUCCCGAUGAGGCGCCUGACAAGACAGUUCCUCGCCAAACCCCGACUCCUGCGGUACCUGAGCGCGGAAGCGUGUGGGCUCGCGGAGCUACAGCCGGAGGCAUUCUGGUUAGUCGGUUCGUUGAACCCAUUAGUGUUACUGUUACGCGGAAAUCGAAUCACGACGCUUCCGGACGGAUUGUUCCGCACUUCACCGAAGCUGACGGUAUUGGAUCUGUCGUUCAAUCAGCUCACCGAGCUGAACACGGCCGCCUUCGGGCCGACCGCAACGCCACGUGGUGGGGAGCUACAGGAGCUGUAUCUGGAAGGAAACCAACUAACCCGGUUGCCGGUGGGCGAGUUCCACAAAUUUGCCACCAAACUGAAGAUACUGAACGUUCAAUCGAACGCCUUGGCUCAGCUACAGGUCGGUGUGUUCGACGGUUUGUCGGAGCUUAAAGUACUAUCCAUCGGUGGCAACCAGCUGGUACACCUCGAGCCGACCGUAUUCGCACCCUUGGCGGCCCUUGAAUCGAUUGCACUUAAUGCGCUCCAGCUGGCGACGCUGGAUCGCGAUGUGUUUGUCAAUCAGCCGAAUCUCCGGUCGGUGUAUUUGCACGAAAACCGGCUCCGUGAGCUCGAUCCGGAUACGUUCCGGCAAAACCACGCUCUGAAAACACUCAACAUUGCCAACAAUACGCUUACGUCGUUCGAGCUGCAACACUUUAACCAACUCAACAGUUCGCUCGCGUAUCUGGAUGUUUCCGGUAAUCAGAUCGAAACGUUUACGGUGACACCGGCUUUGCGGGGACUGCGUUUGUCCGGGAACCGGCUGGUACAACUCAGUCUUGCCGACACGAGCGCACGACCGUUCUCGCUGGUUAGUCUAGACGUUUCCUCCAACCAGCUCGCCACGAUGUACGGUUGGCGUGAGUUGACGCUGCUGGAGGAGCUAAAUCUCUCCGACAAUCCGCUCGGUACGCCGUUCGAUUUUACCGAGCUGGGAUACUUCUUUCAUCUCGCCCGCCUGAACGUGUCCUCGCUGGACCUCACCGAUGAGGAGCUCAGCACCGAGGGAAUGCUUCUGCCAACGGUGACCGCACUCGAUCUGUCCAGCAAUGCGCUCGAUGCGGUUCCGGAGGAAUUUUUAAAAUGUUUCCCCAGCCUGCAGGAGCUGUACCUGCAAAACAAUCCACUCACCGGUGGACCGGUCCAGUAUGCGCAGCUCUUCGCGAUGCUCCCAUCGCUCAAGGUACUUGGUACUGCCUAA